This is a messenger RNA of Rhodamnia argentea, 1803 nucleotides long. Its product is annotated as protein TRIGALACTOSYLDIACYLGLYCEROL 2, chloroplastic. Lineage: Eukaryota; Viridiplantae; Streptophyta; Magnoliopsida; Myrtales; Myrtaceae. Gene Ontology annotation, cellular component: chloroplast inner membrane. The transcript is spliced from 6 exons. The record is from RefSeq and is a predicted model, not a curated record. Gene Ontology annotation, molecular function: lipid carrier activity; phospholipid binding.
GAAUUCGUUCCUUCUCUUUUCUUCAUCUCUUAGCUGGUGAUUCCUGUUCGCGUCUCUUAGGUUUCCGAUGGGAUUCCGGUGACGAUGGGUUCCGAAGGACGCAGCUUUGAUUCUCCGGUCGGUGUUCUGAAGGUGGGUUUUGAUUUGUGCUGAGGUUUUGGGGUUUUUCGAGUAAGAUGGUCGUACACUCGCUGGUCCACGUUUCGACUGGCCCGACGUUGUUGAAGUUGAAUGCCCUCCCUCGUAGCUCUCCGAAUUGCUUACCCUACCUCCCCGCGAAACCCCGGAAGCGAGAGCAUCGAAUCCGGGCCGCAUCCGCUGAUGCGGGGCACACCUAACAGCCCUCGCCUUCAUCCGAGAAGAAGAGCCCGAUUGCGGUUGUGUUGGAUGUUCCUCGUAUCAUUUGGCGGCAGACGUUGCGCCCGCUGAGUGAUUAUGGAUUCGGUCGGAGAAGCAUCUGGGAAGGCGGAGUUGGGUUGUUUCUGGUGUCGGGUGCCGUGCUUUUGGCGCUUAGUUUGGCUUGGUUGAGGGCAUUUCAAAUGCGUUCCAAGUUCAGGAAGUAUUUAGCUGUUUUUGAAUUCGCUCAGGCUUCGGGAAUCUGCACAGGAACACCUGUCAGGAUAAGAGGUGUAACUGUUGGAGAAGUUAUCCGCGUCAAUCCAUCAUUGAAAAAUAUUGAAGCAGUUGCUGAGGUUGAUGAUGAGAAGAAAAUCAUCCCUCGAAAUGCUCUGGUAGAGGUGAACCAGUCUGGUCUUCUGAUGGAGACUUUGAUUGACAUUACCCCUCGAGAUCCCAUUCCAACACCAUCAGUAGGACCUCUUCAUCGAGAAUGUGAUAAAGAGGGUCUCAUCAUUUGUGACAGGCAAAAAAUAAAGGGAUAUCAAGGUGUAAGUUUGGAUGCUUUAGUGGGCAUAUUCACCCGGCUUGGACGUGAAGUCGAGGAAAUUGGUGUUGCUAGAAGCUAUGCACUAGCUGAACGAGUUUCCUCAGUUAUUGAAGAUGCUAAGCCACUUUUAGCGAAGAUAGAAGCCAUGGCCGAAGAUGUCCAGCCUUUACUUGCUGAGGUUCGCGAUAGUGGUUUGCUGAAGGAAGUUGAGAGUUUGACAAGAAGCCUUACACAAGUCUCUGAAGAUUUGAGAAGGGUGCACUCGUCUAUCAUGACUCCAGAAAACACUGAACUGAUUCAGAAAUCCAUCUACACUCUAAUUUUCACGUUGAAGAACGUUGAGAGUAUAAGUUCUGAUAUAUUGGGAUUCACGGGCGAUGAGGCUACAAGACGAAAUUUGAAAUUGCUUAUAAAGUCCCUCAGCAGGCUAUUGUGAAGACUUGCCCACGAGACAAAGUGAUAUUCUGAAGGUGGCAUGCCUCUUACCAUAAUUUUUGGGUUCUGUUUCUGGUAAUUAGGGAGGUCAUGUGGCCGAAUCCUCUGUUUCUGAGGAUGGAUGGGAGGGACAGCUUAAUUAUUAUAAUUUUUUUGUCAUGGUUUGGGGGCCACGAGCAGAGUCUUAAAAAAAAAAAAAUAGAGGCUUCUGCUGCAACGAUUACCUUAUCAUGCUUUUGUUUGCUUUUUCGAGUUCAUUUUCCUCCACGACAGACAAUAUAAAAUCAUUUUGGCUGCAGUUGUGACUGACAUUCAUCCUGAGAUUUUACAGUCUUUGUGGUCAGCUUUUUGAUGUUAUAGAUUGUGGAAGCAUCUACCGUGUUGACCUCCCCUGACUUGGAUGGCAUGCUGGUCUUUUUGUAUGCAUUAACUCAAUAAAUCCUUUGGAUGAUUCCCUAAUCCCAAGCUUACUAUUUCUUAUU